AUGUCGACCGCAGACUCAGCUGGCAAGAAGCGCAGGCGUGAUCCUGGACCAGAAGACGCUAAAAGGAGGACAGCACCGAGAUUGAGCAAAGAAGUUCAUCAUUCUGAGGAGCCUGAUGCGCCAGAGUUUGUGCGCCAACACAUAAAUUUUGACGAUGACAAUAUCGACGAGAGCUUGGAUAUCGUAGCGCCGCAGCCUGGUGGAGAAUUUGCGCAUAUCAAAUCGACCAAGAAACGUCACAAACUUGAGAAAGAAGCUCGUAAGGCUCGGAAAGCCGGGAACACCACUGAGAACAAGUUACCGAACGCUGUUUUGCCCAGAAGAGAACUUGAUCUCGUAGAGUUCGAGGAACCCUCAGCCACCGUCAGAUGCUCCGACAAUGUGGUCGACGCUGCCAGUCGGGACCGCUCGGGACGAGACGAAGGUUUGGUUACGGGAGAAGCUGCGUCACAAUCGCAAGCUGAGGCAGCUGGGCCACGGAGGCGUCGUCACAAAUUGGAAAAAGUGCUGGAGCAAUCAGAUGUAGCUGGAAGAGAGGAAGCGACACAGUCUGAUGAAGAACGACUCAAGAAGCAUGCUGGUGUACUAGGCAAAUUCCAAAAGUCGACUCAACUUUCACGAACCGCCCGUGAGGCUGCCGAAAAUGCACCGAACAAUGAGGCAGAACAGCCAGAGGCAGUCCAUGAACUGGUCGUCCCGCGUAUCGAAACUGGUCCGAGACCGCGCCUUUUGCCAGCAGAUGCGGCCAUGCCCGAAUGGCUGGCCCAGCCAACUGUGGUGCACAGCGAUGCAAGAAUCGGGUUUGGUGAUCUAGGACUUGAAGACGAUUUGGCGCAUAAGCUGUCACAACUUGGAUUUGCCGAAGCCCUCCCUGUCCAGCAGGUCGUAGUACCCUUGUUGCUACCGCCGGGAGUAUCAGGCGCCACAUACUUGCCAGGUAGUGAACCUGUGCUACCAGAUAUUGCAGUGAGCGCACCGACUGGCAGUGGCAAGACCAUUGCAUAUCUAUUGCCGAUAGUAGAAUCAUUGAAAUUUCGGCCACUUCGAGGUCAUAUCACGGCCGUUGUGAUCGUACCCACUCGAGAACUGGUCACUCAAGUCGCUGCAGUGGCAGAGAGUCUGACGAAAGGUACUUACAUACGUGUCGGCACAGCCACUGGUUCAAGAAAGCUUGGACUUGCUGAAUCCGAUUCUAAGACUGAGCAACGCCUAGAGGACACUUUACAAUGCUUGUCAAAUCAUGUGCCGACAUAUUCCUCAGCAGUCGACAUUCUGAUUGCAACACCUGGUCGUCUCGUCGAGCAUUUGUCCAGCACGCUAGGUUUCAACCUGACAUAUCUGCGAUGGCUUGUCAUAGACGAAGCUGACAAGAUCCUCGAUAACGAAAAUGAAGGCUUUCUUGAUAUCCUAGCGACAGAGAUCCGUCGGCCACGGAGAUAUGACGAACAGACUGCUCGAGAACAAUAUCUGCGAUCGACCGAUACCUGGGAUGACGGUCGAGAACGGCAUGUAAGGAAGGUCGUACUCUCAGCAACGAUGACUCGCGAUAUCACGAAAUUGAGCUCGCUCGGGCUGCAGCGCCCUAAGCUGGUUGUUGUUCGCGGCGCUGAGGGCAAGGCCGUUUCGACAUCUGCUGCAGGGCACAAUGGAGACGAGUUGUUGGGCGAUGCCGUGCAAGACGGUGACAUAUUCGAGCUCCCACCCACGCUCGUCGAAUAUUGUGUUCCUGUUGGCGAUGGUAGUGAGAAACCAUUAAUUGCCAUGGAAUUGCUUUUUGCGAAAAUACUACUUUCAGAAACCGAGGCCGCUGCUCCCACAAUAUUGGUCUUCACUUCCAGUAACGAGGCCGCCCAUCGACUAUCCCAUCUUCUUAAAUCCCUGAAGCCCGAGUUCGCGUCAUGGAUUAGUACCCUCACCAAAACCAAAACCGCAAAGGGCGUGAAUCUCCAAUCAAAGAACCAGGAACCCGUCAUCGUCGUCUCCACAGAUCGUGCAGCUCGAGGUUUGGACAGUUUCGGGAACCGGCCAAUCACCCAUAUCAUCCAGUACGACGUUCCACGAUCGAUCACAGGCUAUGUUCAUCGAGUUGGUAGGACAGCGCGCGCGGGUCGUGUAGGUGAUGCUUGGACGCUAUAUACAAAUACCGAGGCACGGUGGUUCACAGGUCAGAUUACAAAGGCUGCGACAUUGCGACGCUCGCAGGCUGUUGAGAGAGUAAAACUGUUCAUGAAUGAUGAGGGAAUGCGGAAGCGAUAUGCUACUGUUCUGGCGGAUAUGAAACAGACGGUGUUUGGAAAAGUUUGA
Molecule: messenger RNA, 2304 nt
Organism: Dissoconium aciculare CBS 342.82
Lineage: Eukaryota; Fungi; Ascomycota; Dothideomycetes; Mycosphaerellales; Dissoconiaceae
Product: DEAD-domain-containing protein
Exons: 3
Coding region: 1-2304 (767 amino acids)
Cellular component (GO): nucleus
Molecular function (GO): ATP binding; nucleic acid binding
Source: RefSeq, a predicted model, not a curated record